AUUGCUCGUCACAUCCAAUCAAGUAACAAUCGUCUGGCCGGUGAAGACAAUAGCUUUACCCCAGAAUGGAUCUACACUCUCUAUGAAGAAUUACCAGAUAAAAUCAAUAGCGAUACGCCAGCUUGGGCUAUUGAACUUUUGGGAAGUUGUCGCUCAAAACUCCUUGAAGGGCUUGCCCGUAAUCAACUCAAUUCGUCCGUCUCUCAAUUCUAUCUUUGCACAUGGGGUUAUGCCAAUAUGUUGAAUUGGCAAUGGGACGCCAAGAAGGACAGUGACGCUGUGGAGAUCAGCAAUUGGUCACCGGAAUCGGUUCUAGCUGUACAAACAUCGGUGGAAAGAUAUUGGUUUAUGAGUCUACACCUGUCACCGGAGAGUGAACCUGAAUAUAGUGAUUUUCAGUUUCCCGAGAUGAAUUAUGCGGAUAUUGAACUGCUUGCAGAGUUACUGAUGUCGAAGCAAGCAUUGUAUCAAAGCUUCAACUUCUUGUUGUCUCAGAUUGUGGCGUGCCUCGACAAGGAAAUCGUCACUUUUCGUGUCAAAGCACUGCGCGCGCUGAGUCGUCUUGCUGCCGAGUCUCCAAGACUGCUAAAUGAGACUCGUCUUCAAACUGCAGUGAUCCAUCGCAUCCGUGACAGUUCUCCGUCCGUCCGUGAUGCCGCUAUUGAAGUAAUUGCCAAGUAUCUGGGAGGACAAGAUAAUAUUUCUUUGAAAUUGUACAAAAUUGUCAGUGCGCGUAUCAUGGAUACGGCUGUCAAUGUUCGCAAACGUAUGGUCAAGCUUCUUCGGGAUUUGUAUUUCACAUGCGAUGAUGGCUUUAUCAAGAUUGAUAUUGCCGCCAAAAUAAUCCUGCGCAUUGGCGAUAAUGAAGUAACCAUCAGUGAUCUCGCGAUCAAAAUGGCCCAAGAAAUUCUGUUCCACCCAUUUCGCGAUAUUGAUAUGGAGGAAGCCAACUCGUUUGGCUAUGCUUACGGCGAUUCUAAUAAGCAACGAAAAACACGGAUUGCUCGACUCACCGAUAUCAUUGUCAAUGCUAUGGCGAAUAUGGAAAUGAUCACUGCCACGAAACGCGAUACAGCACUUGUUCAAAUUGUGCAAAAGACCAUGAAAACUACGGAUGAAAAGCAGCGGAUAUGGUAUGAAAAGGUGUUCCAAUGGAUCGUCGACGCGCUAUUCGACAGGCUGUUGCCGUUAGAUGAAGUUGGGGAAAGAAAAAGAUUCCUCCAUUGCCUGGAAACAGCCUAUGCUUUUAUCAAAUCGUCACGCUAUGUCUUGACCAUUUAUCGUGAAGUAUUGCCACGGAUGCGAUUUCUUGAUCCCGACUUUGUUAAGCAUAUUGAACGUACUUUGCUGCAAAUGUUGACCAAUGGUCCGCUUGAAAUGAUGGAUAGUGUAGUCGGUUGUAUUUGCUCGUUUGUCAACAUCUCUGGUCGCUACAUAUUACUUGUCAAAGUACUUGGUUCUUGUAUAGAGAAAUUGACAAAGGAACAAGCGUGCGUCGAGCAAUCGGGUACUUGCCUCAGCAAUGAGAAGCAAAUCAUGAAGAUGAUGCUUAUCUGUGGGUUACUCUGUCGGUACUUUGAUUUCGAUGGCAAACGAAAAACCGAAGCUUCGCAAAUGGAUCUAUUGGGGGACACCGACAAGCAGGAUAUCACCACGACCAUAUUUGAAUUACUCUUAUUUUUUGCUCAUUUAUCAGAGAAUAACAUGGCACAAGCUUUACAAAUCAGAGUAGUGGCUCUUCAAAGUCUGGGUCACGUAUAUGCAAGAAAUCCCACAUUAAUGAUUGAUAAACGAAGCACCGACUUAUUGGACUCGACCAUCGUCGACAGCUCCAUGAUUAUGAGAAUCCAGCUCAUGAAAGUUUUCCAUGACUUUCUUGGCACGGAAGAACAGCGUAUCGAAAAGCAAGAAGAAGGUAAAAGAGAGAAAAUAGAAAGCCCACAAAGAGAUGUCGAGACAUUGCUGGGUAAUACUUCGGAAUUCGCAGAAUUAGGUGUGAAUGGUUCUAUCAUGCAACGGUACCUCGGUAAAAUUUUGGAAUGUUCCAUUGAUACUCAUACGGAAUUACGUGAUGCGGCCUUUGAAGUCAUUACUGUGGUCAUGCAGCAAGGACUGGCACAUCCAGCUUUUUGCAUGCCGGCUAUCGUAGCUGCAGAAACGAGCCCAGAUCUGAUGCUACGGAAUAACGCGUACUACUUGCAUAAGAUGGCCCAUACGAAAUACGGAUCUAUCCUAUAUAUUCGUCUUGCCGAUUUUGUGACAACAGCAUACCGAUAUCAAUGCAUGAUAUCUUCUGAAGCUGUGAAGGGUUAUGGAAGAAUGGGCGGUGAUGCUAUGCUUGAAUCGUUGUUUACCCUUGCCUAUGGUAUCAUGGCUCAGAAGAGAACUGUAAAAUUGGAUUUUCUCCUGGUACUGAUAAAGCCGUUUGACUGUGAUUUGAAGGAUCCCGAAACAGCUAAGUUGGAAGUGGCUUUCCUUCAGUUCCUAGCGGACAAUUUGCUCACUUUACAAUUCACGCACUCGGAAGAACCUCUCCACAUCAUUCACUAUAUCAAUCGGAUAAUGACGACACUAGGCAGUGAUUUAUUGUCUCAAGUACAAAACCUGCGAGAAGAAGGCGUUCUUGAUGAUGAUUUUUAUGGCAUCUCCGGAACAGGAACAAUGGACCUAGACUACUUGAUCACGGCUAUUUCCUGUACGGGCCUAUGUAUCUUAUACCACGUCAGACGGAUGCUAAAAACGAUCUAUCAUCUAUCGGACAAGUGA
Messenger RNA from Radiomyces spectabilis, 2766 nucleotides. RefSeq names its product sister chromatid cohesion C-terminus-domain-containing protein. The annotation marks the transcript as partial. Lineage: Eukaryota; Fungi; Mucoromycota; Mucoromycetes; Mucorales; Radiomycetaceae. The transcript has 17 exons. Gene Ontology annotation, cellular component: Scc2-Scc4 cohesin loading complex. Gene Ontology annotation, biological process: replication-born double-strand break repair via sister chromatid exchange; regulation of gene expression; establishment of mitotic sister chromatid cohesion. Gene Ontology annotation, molecular function: chromatin binding. The record is from RefSeq and is a predicted model, not a curated record.